This is a messenger RNA of Spirometra erinaceieuropaei, 9578 nucleotides long. The record is from the annotation of a GenBank genome assembly. NCBI's taxonomy places the organism in Eukaryota, Metazoa, Platyhelminthes, Cestoda, Diphyllobothriidea, Diphyllobothriidae.
AUGUCAAGUGAUCUGAAAGAACCCAUCAGUGGAAACUUGGGUUCCCAAGAGGACGCAGUGUCCAAUUUUGUCACCCAACAAGCAGACAUAGUAUCUACGGACGCAGCGGCUCUCUCUCCUCAGGAUGUGUUCGAAGCAUGUCGGCUGGGUGACGCCUCGCACGUGAGAUUCCUUCUGGACAGUGGUGUGUCAGUUAAUCUGAAAGAUGCCACAGGACGCAAAUCCACUCCGCUGCACUUUGCAGCUGGGUAUGGUCGACUUGAAGUUGUUGAGCUACUAUUGAUGCGAGGAGCAGAUGUUUCGGCAAAAGAUGACGGCGGUGAGCUAACUACUUAACACGAAUAUCGCAUACUUAUAAGAACCUAGUUGCAAAUUUUUCUAGUCCAUUAGGCCUUUUCUAACUAAGCAUAACUGACCAAGAACGUUCUCCUUGCCACUCAUGUCAGGCUUAAUCCCUCUGCACAAUGCAUGCUCGUUUGGACACGCAGAAGUUGUGCAAUUAUUGCUGGCAGCCAACUCAGACCCGAAUGCACAAGAUAACUGGCACUACACCCCCCUGCACGAAGCUGCAAUCAAAGGGAAAGCAGAAGUCUGCAUCCUCUUACUACAGGUUUGUUGGACACCAGUGUUCUUUUCUGUUGUGGCAAUUAUCUGUCCUUCACACCACUUAUGUUCUGCUUAUUCGUAUAACACUAAGAUUGCAGACUUUCUCCCAACCCCUUUUCCGAAAUCAUUUAUGCACUGGUGCGAGCCCAAGUUUCGACCCUUUUGCCGAUUCUCUCAGUAAGCUAGUUAUUUUAAGGUAGCUGUGCGUCAUUCCGGCCAGGCAUCAUAACGGGAUGGGACCUGGGCACGUCCAACGCGCACAUUUAUGUGCAAUUUCUAUGCAGGGCCCUGCUUCCUAUUCAUUCCCAUGUUAGUAAUCCAACUCUCUCUUUUUGCACUGACGCUGUUAUGAGUUUAACAUGAGGCCUACAAAGGUUAUAUUCUACUGGAUUGUCUUGACAUCAAUCCGUGUUUCGAAGUCAUAACUACUGCUUGCAGCGAUAUUUUUAUUUAUUGCAAAGUUCCCAACUUUUCGUCAGCAGUGAUUUUCGCCAUCUUUCUCAGAGUGGGCUAUAAAAUGAGCAGAAGUGGCGUGCAGUGGUGGUUUUCCAUCAUCCGUCCUUUGAUUCUCCGCAUCACCCGGCCCACGUAUAUUCGAUCUAGGUAAAUUUCAGCUUCAUAGGUGCUAUGGCAGAUUUAAAAUGAUCCCUUUUUGACCCAACUGUGAAAAAUGCUGUGUCUCCGUGGGAUUCGAACACAGUACAGCAAGGGGAGGCUUUAGUACAGCCAACGCUCUAACCACCUGAGCUACGAGGUACCACCAAAUUUCAACCUAUUAACGGUCGAGGCUCCCAAGCCCCGUGUCAGGUCAGCGGUUUGUGAUGAUUCAUUACCUUUUUGCAAGUAAUCUCCUCACAAUAAGCGUUAGCGUGUCCUUCGUAAAUCAAAUGAUAUUGGCUAUUUUGUCGUUACUUUCAGCACGCCUGAUAACGUCUGCUUUGACUACUUUCUGACGGAUUUCGAAGUUAAAUGAGCUAGUACAGGUGUUUGCUCGGGACGUCGGUUAUAACAUCAAGCUACACCUGUUACUCCUAUCAGAGUCUACUGACGGUUAGUUUCACUGGCGCAGAAUCACUUCUGGUUUUUGCCGCACAAUUAUUCCAAGAUUUUCCCAACAGGGCACCGACUAUUAAGUCAAUGGGCACGAGGUCGCAGAAAGGCGUUCUGCCGUCUCUCUUUCGGGAUCGAUGCGCUCCAAUUGUAUGGGAUCUAUCCCCAUCCCUCCUUCUAUUCUGUGUAGUUCUUCUGUCGUUCGCUUUUCGAUUUUUUUUCUAGGAGCGCGGUUGCCCACAAGCCGAAAUUCAACACUUUCUCUGUAAGCUGCCACUCAAAUAACACUGGUAAAUAUUGUCAUUGAACCCAAUAGGCACCAGAACCAGUUAACAUAAAGCGGUUUCCACGACGAAUUUUUCGGUUGCAAGCGUAUAGGACUGAGGAGACGGCAGCAUUCAGUGGUUGCCGGCUGCAAUGAUUCCGGGUGCUUUCGCUAUCUACCCACUUUCUAUAAAUGAAUUAAUACAAACGUCAAGCAUUACUAGGGACCGUCACGACUCCUCUUUAAGUAAUUCAGUUCCAUCGUCUUUGUGAAUCCAACAGCCCUUGCCAGACAUAACUGUUAGCUCUUGUUUGCGAGCCGUCUGGGGAAAAGUCGUGUCGUUCUGUAGAUUCUUUCAGCUCCGAUCUCCCAGUCGCGAGGCCUAGACUGUUUUCAUAACGCAUUUGUUUUCUAAAGACGGAGGCUUCAGAAUGCACACGGGGUCUACUCGGGGUCUUGAAAUAUUCAGAACCUGGCGACAUAAUAACCUCUUUUUGGGGUGCCCUACCACAUUCACGUGUGCACUUUUUCUUGUGAUAAAUUUGAUGCACUUUGCUCGGCAUGGGCUGACCUAGUAGCGGCCGUUUGUCUAUUAAGGGCUCGCAAGGAUGUAUGCUUUGGGAUCAGCGGGCUUCCUAUCGUUAGGGAAAAUAUGUCCUAGACGGUGCUGAUUGUUCAGGUUUUUUGUUAACAAUUGACUUAGGACCGCAGAUUAAACCGACCUUUCACCCUCGUCGCAACCGGCACUGAACCUAGCAGUUUCAGCCGUAACCGCGUCCUUUCCACUUACUUCUGCAGGAUUAUUGCAGUAAUAAGUAAUUCAACCGACUUGCAUUUUUUACUUGCACCUAGAGGCUGUCUGCAUUCUUAUCAGUGAUAAUAUGUAGUAAGGGCACGUCUAAUGAUGACUGGGAAGACAGGAACACCGGCGAAGACGAGCUAUGCCUGCUAGCGUAGCUUCUGACUACCCUAUUUGUCCGAAGGUAGCUAAAAAUAAAAUGGUAUUCGGCGAAGGUUACUUGCUAAAUGAGCGGGCUUUUAGGUUUGAUAAAGAAACUUUCGUGGAGACAGUCCUAGCAGGAUGCGGAGGGUUACGGUCUGGCAGCGGCCGCCCUAUAAAAUGCCGCAAAACUCGAUAAACGGUGCUGUUACUGCGCAUGCUUCUGCCUGGUUGUUGCCAAACGCUUUGGUAGACUAACGUAUGCAGCGGCCGCUCCUCUAGCUCAAACCGAAGCAGUUUCCUCAAAGAACCCCAUCAGGUCCAAGGUCAUAGAAGGCGUCAUCGCAAGACGUGGAUCUGCUGUUGAACUGUCCGACUGACGAUCCGCAUGCUUUCGUGACGAUCUGAACUCCCAGCCUUCGCAUCGUCUGGCCACGCGUCCAGUGCUACACGAAAACUGCAAACUCUGGAGUAAAACAACCUAAGCUCGGGAAAGCGCGUUGCGUAGCCUGCAAAGAUGGGAGAACAAAUGUGGACCGAUAAUGUAAAUGCCCGACACGACACUCUUGUGGAAGCAGCACUUUUCCAGCCUCUGAAUCCUCUCUUCCCUCCUUCUUCAAAUGAAGCCCAGUUAGACGAUGCUUCGUUGUUCGAAUACGACUGCGACUGCAGUGCACAAUCUUGGUAGCAGGCCGUUGGAUCGGCAGUGGAAGUGGGGAACAGAAGAGCACCUGGUGAGACCUUCUUGCGAUGGGAAUCUAUAAGCAUUAUUGGCAGGAAUAUCCAAAUGCCUACAUUUUCCUCUGGCACGCUGGGAAAAAAUAGGCCAAGUCCGCAGAGUAGAGUAACUUUGUCAUCCUCCUGAGCUUCGAGCAAGGCGACUGACUGCUGCAUAAAAACUGCCGUGGCAUUAGAAUUUUUUACAUGGCUGUACCAAUCUUCACUUUCUAUAUUGACUGUGAUGCACAGAAAAGACGAAUAAACACGGGUUACGGUGGAAAGCUAGGACGUGUGAAUCGGCGCUCCCGACUUAUUCCGAUGCUUGUACACCGUCAUUGUCAUCAACAGUCUAUCUUCCUUUGUACUGAAAAUUUUGACUAUGUACAUCUGAUUACCGUCUGUUCGAUCAUGCUGCGUGAUGGCACGUCAUCGAAGAUAUUAUGAUCGAUUCAAGCUUACCAUCAAAAAAAACGUGAACUAUAUUCCAUAUGAAUUAUGAGGAAAGUAACUCAUUCAAUGUUGCCCCUUGCGCUCAUCAGGGCUAUACCCUCUCACCAACUACUCGGGUACGCGAUGAACGGAGUUCUUCAGCACCCUUUUCAAGACGGCCCGGUGUUACAGUAGUUCAUGAUCCGUACAACAGGGAUCUGGCUUACACUGAUGGCCUUGCGAUGCUGAAAGGGACCUUUUGUAGAAAUGCAAUGUGACGUGUUCUAAGUAGGUGCGAAUGAGGUCCUGUUUCUAAAGGGCGAUGAGGAAUGGUCCAUUCGUUCGGAAGGUUUACAUCGCCUGGAAAUAGUCGAUCCAGGCUCAUUUCUCCGAUCGCGUGUUUAAGCAACGCCCUUAUAGUCAGGAAGUCAACUCACCAACCUCUUUACUCACAGGCUGAGAUGACUCAGCCAUCGUUCUAUCCCAAUCUUGGCUUAAAACGGAGUCGAGGUUGUCAACUGAAGACACUGGUGAAUGUGGUGAAAACUGACCUCGAGCAAUGUCUGCCCCUCCGUCUUUAGCGCACGAGAACGGCGUGCCAGCUGUCCAAACUCCCCUAGUAAUUCUGCAUUGACUGAUUUUACUGGAAGGCGACCGUUCGUGAUAUGGUGAACCUGCAGCAUAGAACUGUCCAGAAUUGCGCAGAUUGGACAUCUUCGGGUCCUCCUCAGCACAUGCGUCCUUGCCUCUCGGAUAGAUUUUACCGCCGCUGACUAGAUCUCACCAGUUUCUGAACCUAUGCAAUUCCAGUCCAAAGGACUCGACCUAGCGCCGAGUGUAUCAGGUGGACACUUGUCUCUGUGACACUUUUGACUUCAGUGUUGGAUCCAGUAGGUGGAACUAUCGGUGUACCUACAAAACUGCUGUCCACGUACACUCUGUACCCAACCAUCGAUCUUCUUGCUUCCUCGUCUACCAUGAUUCCACUCCGGCACCUACCUCACCUUUAACAUUCAGCUUGACUAGCCUGUGACAGUUCCUGUUUCCUGCCCACAAAAGGCAUUUAAAAUAGGGAACAUAACUUUUGCCAUGUUAUGAAAUUCGCGGGAAAAAAAACCUCGCAGCUGGGGAAACCGCCCACACUACAUCUCUUCCCCUCCAAAGUUGAAUUUUACAGGAAAGCUGCUAUUCUUAAAGAAAAGCCGUAGUCUGCUGUAGAAAGCAAUUAAGGCUAAAUACACCCGAAAUAAAGUGGGAAGUCUACAGAAAGGAGUAAACUACAAUGAAAAAUAGUUUCAGCUACAAGAUAUGAGUACUUUGUUUAUUGUUCUUUUGCAUGUAAUACACCGGCAAGUCUGUCAGACGUGGAAGGGGCCGAAUUUUUUUAUGGUGUUUUGGUCUGUGUGAUUAUUAAACACGGAGUCCCGUUCAUUGAAAAGUUCCCACAUUAUGCCCUAGUCCCUUCAUGAAGUGCGAAGAUAGUUCUAAUCGGAUUGCGGUCGCGGCUGCUGGCAGUGGUGAAAAGUAAUUGGAGGUCGCGAGCGGAGAGGUUGGCUGUUGUUUGAAAAAACUUAAGUAGUGGUCGUACAUGUCACUGGGACCACAUCUUUUGAGCGGUGUACAGGGGCCUCAUUCUUCAAACUUAUGGCAUUUAUCCGGCAUCGGUGAAUGGCCCUGUGACCGAAGACAUCUUUCGCGAUGUCGAUUAACAGCUUUCAGUUGUCAGUUUUCGUUCUUCACUGCCAUAUUGGCUGCCUGCGAAUUGGAUAACAUUCCUAACCGUCGGACGUCGACGGUUCCCGAAAGCUGUAGUUGGCACAGUAUGUUCUCAUGAGGGGUUAUUCCGAGCCACGACCAUUUGGGCCGCCCUCGUAGGUUUAUCUCAACAUAAUACCUAAUCGCAGAAAUGGAUGUUCUUCCAGAAUGAUGGUUGGUGAUCAGUGUAUUCCUUAGCUUCUAAGAAAAGCUCUGUAAUCAGUUGCCUGCUUUAAAUGAUGUUUUGAAGAUGAAGGUCAAAUUCCCUCACCCCUUUCGUAAUUAUGCUAAGGAUACCAAGAAUAUCCCCUGUGGAUAGUUUUACGGGACAUAUAAUGAUACUUUUUAGUGUCUGACUAAUAAAAUCCUCAGUUUGCUUGUCUGUGGACCAGGUUGGUCUACCAUAUUUAUAGGCACGACCGUGUCAUGAAUAGUCCGUCACAGAGUCAAAGUACUUUCUAACGCUUCACGCGGUAGCAAUUCUGUUGGUAGUUUCUGUACCCAUUCAACGUCGAUGACAGGGAACAAUUGUCUUGACACCUUUGUCAUAUGACUUGAUGGUGGAAAGUGGCAGCAUGCCACAGGCACUCUUCAUACACUAGCUUACGCCCUCUAUUUCUCAAUGCAGUAAGACGAACUAUUGUCAGCCAACUCUACUACUGCGUUUUGUGCCAAAAACACUCCCAAUUUGAAAAUUAGAAUUUUUAGGGUUGAAUCGCCCUCCAAUUCCUUGAAAUGGGUGCGAUUAAUCAUGUAUGACCGCAGUUGAUUUCAAUGGACAAAAAAUCCAACUGAGUCGGAGAUGUGGGAAAAUUAGAAAUCAAAAGCCGGAUGACGGAGAGAGGCGGAUCGACUGUGCAGGAACUCAAUAAUCGUUCGCCUCCUGCAGCUUCUUUACUGUCGGUGAUGCCGAAAGGUGGCUUCAGUUGCGUUAACUUCCUUAUCUUCGCAUGAUCUUGCGUCGUCUCUGCUGCUCCUGGUACCAAAAAGCAAUCAGGGCCCUUGCUUAGUCGCUUUUGCAUUUCUGUAUUCGAAACAAGCAAUUCCUAGAGUCACAACGGCUAAAUUACGAAGUCAUCAGUGUUUGAUCAACCAGUCAUGUACACUGUGCAAGGUUGAGUUUUUAUUUUUCGCCUCCAGGCACAUGCAGAUCCGCUAUUGCGCAACCUCGAUGGUAAGACUCCGUUGGACUUCGCGGAGAGCACCACUGCCCUGGUGUUGUUGGGUGAAUUUCGCAAAGCUGACCUCCUCGAGGCCGCCCGCGCCGGCAAGGAAGACAAGCUCUUGGCUUUGUUAACCCCUCAAAAUGUGAACUGCCACGCUGACGAUGGCCGAAAGUCAACACCCUUGCACUUAGCUGCGGGUUACAACAGGUCUGACUUCGUUCUACCAGUGGUUUAUGAUUUCUGUCUCUGCAACCGUCCCCUGACAACGAACUAAACCUGUCUAAAAGUGUUUCACAACGUCAGGAUGCCCGUUUCUGGCCUAUUGGUCUUCAUCAGCCACGGUCGGGCAUAGCUCUCGAGUUCGACCACCAUUACCUUUUUUAAAAACUAGCUUACAUUUUCUGCUGUAAGCCUUCACUUUGUAUAUUCUACCUCCGGGUUCCGUAGCAUGAUGAACGAAGGGAUUGCCUGCACUGAGGUUGUACGCCUGCUCCGCAGAUGUUAUGAUUCUUUUAGCCUUCAAGUUCGAAGAUUUCAAGCCCCAGCAUUCUUCCCAGACUGUCCACCACGCUGUCCAUUGCUUAUUUUCUACCAUAGUCGGCCAAAGACUUGAGUAAAAUGUCCCUACGUGUUACAUAGUGCCAUUAGCCGCGAUCUGCAUGGACAUCACGCGGAAUUUAGUAGACUUUACGUUGUCAACUCCCUCAGGUCCAGUGCUGUAAUGUGUUUUGGCGUCUUGUCGAUUUUUAAUCACUUUGGUGCCGCCAUCAUUUGCACUUUUUCGUCUUCAGCGCACAAAAUUCCCCGAACGUUUAGUUUUUUUCCAACUACUAUGUAAUAAUUGGACAGAGGCGGAUAGUUUUGAAGCGGUGUAUCGUUCUCCGUCUCAACGAUUGAUGAAGUGGAUGCGAAAGGAAUAAACACCGUACUGUCUGUUCUAAUGCUCAUCGUACUAAAUGUCGUUUGUUCCCUGUCUGAGCGCAGACUUAACGUUACUGUUGCUCAGUCCUUAUCGUUGCGUAGACCUGCAACUGCCCCUGGGCGACCUGGGUACGUGUUUAGACUGUUUUUGGUCGUCGCUUCCGAGGGGCAUCGCGCUACACGUUGACGUGAGGAUAUAGUAAGCUUUAGGAUACGCCCAAUGCCUGCAGGUAACCGUACACAGCCAAACAAAUCGGUGGUCUGGGUAGCUUUGACUGGUUCUCCACAUGCCAGACGUGAAUGCUGUAAGUGCAUACAUUGCGUGAAGAGCGCUACGUACGCACCUGCUGGCCGUAGACGACCUUGGUUUCCGCGAGAGUGGCAGGGUAAUGGGCAAUGGAGAAUCCACUUCCCUUCGACCUGACAGUUUUCUGCGAGGUUACAACUGUACUCCCGAUCACAUCAACACACCUCAUAAUGUGCCUAAUCAUAAUACCUCAGGGGACGUCGUGGUCAUUGACUUAGCGGCGGUUACAGUCACAUGACUCAAUUUCAUUCCAUUGCUCCAUUCACAAGGUUCUGGGUUCUUGCUUGUAUCAUAGUUUUGAAGCGAUGUACUCAAGUGCUUCCCGUAAACAACGUUACUCUCUAGUACAUGAAUUAAACUCAACCACUUCCCUUUUACGAAAUGGUUAACCUAGAGAAAACUUUAGUCAGCAGUGCCUUCUCAGGGAGUUUGCAGACGUGUAUGUUGAUUUUACCACUUAGAUCAGGACAGAACAACUUUUUCCCGGAAAUUUGUGCGUCUCGUAAAAUGUAAAUCACUUGUUUCUGAAACUUCGGGCCAGUUUUUUUGUCAUUUUUCCUUUAAACGCUCCUCACUUUCCUCUUAUCCAAUUGCAGAAGCCGUAUCGUUCAAAUUCUCCUCGCUGCUGGGGCCGAUGUGCGCGCAAAGGACAAGGGUGGUCUCAUUCCACUGCAUAACGCUUGUUCCUACGGGCAUUUAGAGGUUUGCGAAAUGCUUAUUGCUGCUGGUUCUGGUCCCGAACAGGUACACUCAGCCGACCUCUGGCAGUAUACACCACUCCACGAGGCAGCCAGUAAGGCUCGCGCUGAAGUCUGUUCUCUCCUACUGGCUCAUGGAGCCAAUCCUUAUCAGCCUAACAUCCAUGGACGGGCGGCUGUGGAUCUGGCGCCCACUCCAGAGUUGCAGGAGCGCAUCUUACAUGAGUACAGGGGUGAGUUACUGCCGGACCUUUUGACUGUUGGCUGUAUGCCGCUGACCUUGGUAAUCACGGGCAAUCGGAUCAUUGCAAACGGGGACAUUCAAUAUGCAGUCCACGGAGUGGGCGUGAAUUGGUUUAUACUGAAGCCGACUUGUGCGGCGCCGCUCACACUCCUCCCUCAUCAACCUGGCUCCGGUAGCAGUACAGUGUCAGGACGCAGGGGGGUUUGGGCAGUUACCGACUGGUGGAAUAAGGCGAUGUUUGUGGUCCGUGCUGUGUUGGUUGCGGAUGACUGCCUGGAGGACUAAGAGCCAUGCUUCUUCUUCUUCUUCUUCUUCUUCUUCUUCUUCUUCUUCUUCUUCUUCUUCUUCUUCUUCUUCUUCUACUACUACUACUACUACUAUUACUACUACUACUACUACUACUACUACUACUACUACUACUACUACUACUACUACUACUACUACUACUACUACUACUACUACUACUACUACUACUAA